Papilio machaon (common yellow swallowtail) is the source of this 1391-nucleotide messenger RNA. RefSeq names its product serine protease snake. NCBI's taxonomy places the organism in Eukaryota, Metazoa, Arthropoda, Insecta, Lepidoptera, Papilionidae. Gene Ontology annotation, molecular function: serine-type endopeptidase activity. The record is from RefSeq and is a predicted model, not a curated record. Gene Ontology annotation, biological process: proteolysis. The transcript has 8 exons. Bases 377 to 1363 code for a protein of 328 amino acids.
GAAUGUUUAGAUAGAUGUUUGUUGUAAGGUGUUUUCAGUUUGGCUAAACAGAUAUCUAGAUCUAGAUGAAAUUUCGGAUAGCAGAGAUAUAGAACAUCAUCAGAAGACAUUGGCUACUAAUUAAGUGUAAUGUAGUUAAUAAUAAGAACGUAAAUAAAUACAUCAUCGUACAUCAGCGCACAUAUUUAUGUUUUUGUAAUAAUUUACUAUAUUUAUAGUUUCUAGCAGUAACGGUGAGGAUGUCUCAAAGAAUAAAACAUCUCAUAACACGCAGUUUAUUGAUCCGCUAAUAGAAGAACAAAGUGUUAAGUUAUGGAAUGCAACAACUGAAGAAUUGGAUAAGUUACAAGAAAAAAACAAUGAUUACUGCAAACCUAUGUACUAUUAUACACCUGACUUCAGAGCAGAGGGACGUCGGGUUAGUGAAGUUAAAUGCUUGGAACAUAUUUGGAGAAUACGAUACGACAUUGAAAAACGGUUAAGAGAAUUCGUGUCAUGUCCUGAUCGGGACAUGGUCGGGCCCGUUGUCGUGGGAGGUGAUGAUGCCGAAGUUGGAGAGAUUCCUCAUAUGGGGGCUAUUGGUUGGCUUGGCACUGGAUAUGUGAUGUGGGUAUUCAAAUGUGGUGGAGUUCUUAUCAGUGAAAAGUUUGUGCUUACCGCUGCCCAUUGCUCGAGAGUGACUUCGCGUGAUACCACUGUCACUAACAUAACUCCUCAAGUAGUUCGAUUUGGUACUGUCAAUAUUUUUGGCGUCGAUAAAAAUGGCGUUCCACCGCAAGAUGUGCGUAUUUCAAGAUUUAUCGUUCAUGAUAAAUAUCAUGCUCCGAAAAGAUACUAUGAUAUCGCUCUGAUAGAAUUAAUAAAAAAUGUAGAGUUCACUAGAAAUAUCCAUCCUGCAUGUUUAUGGACUAAGGAAAAUGAAAUUUCAGGCAAAGGUAUAGUCGCAGGCUGGGGCGUAGUCGAUACUGCGAGUCGUCGUACGUCAUCCAAAUUACAAGUAGCCGCAGUGGAUAUGGUGCCAUCAGAGGAAUGUAAUAAUACAUUGAAAAGGAGACGCAACAGGAAUUGGAGCCAUGGCCUUGCUUCCCACCAGAUAUGUGCCGGCCACAUGUCAGGUGGAAUUGAUGCUUGUCAGGGAGAUUCUGGAGGUCCAUUGCACAUUAAGCUUCAAAUGCCAAUAGAUAUACAAUUUGAAUGGGGUAUGCAUUACGUAGUUGGCGUGACGUCAUUUGGUCAUGGUUGCGCAUUGGCCAACACUCCAAGCGUUUUUUCAAAAGUAUCCCAUUUUAUUGAUUGGAUUGAAAAUAUUGUUUGGGAAAAAGAAGUUAAUGUUACAUUGAAAGAAAAUGUCAAAAGUAAAUGAAGAAAUAGGAGCAGCAAUAAGUCUAUUA